AUGCUCUUGCCAUCGUGUUUCUUCCCUGGGCUGGCUCUUUGCAUUUCUCUAGCUGAAGCGACGGGUCUGGACCCGAUUGGGAACCUUUGCAGUCGAUGGUAUCACCAGAGCCAGGUCAAGAACGGUGUCUUGUACAUUGAUGGUGGUAUCCAGACCUUCUCCGAUCGAGAACCCUUCGAUAAUCCCGCAGCACACGAUGACCGACUAAACUACUCGGGGCUGGUGAUAUUGGGCCAGAGAGACAACUAUGUCAUCGCGGUGGACUUGAGCAAGUCAUGGAACUGGAAGACGAACAUCAGCGAAGUCCUAAUAAACAAGACCGUCGCCCUGGGGACAUCAAAUUCCAUACCGAAAGUACAGUCCGGGGCCCUAUUCCACGGCACACCCGACGAUGACCAGGUCUAUCUUUACGGUGGCGUCACACCCGACGUGAAUACCUCUUUCGCGGAUUGGCAAGCCCCGACGACGAACCAAUACACAUUAUGGGGUUUCAAUACGAAAUCGCAUGAGUGGACUCAAUACGAUGUUGUGCUGGGGGCUCCCGAGCGGCCGAGCUGGGGCGCCUCGGCCGAAGCACCGGAACAAGGCCUGGCUUUCUAUCUCAAUGGUCAGGUCACCAAUUUGUCAUCGGCAGCUGACAAGCAGGGAAACGCGCUGCCGGACAACCUGGGGGGCAUGGUGGUCCUUGAUCUUGUAAACCACGAAGCUACGAAUACCUCAACCGAUUCCGUCGACGACGGCAACCCGAGGGUUCGAGGAGGCAUGGUCUAUAUACCCCAGAUCGGGAAUAUGGGAGUACUCGUAUCUUUGGGCGGAGCAACAGGGAUGGAUGCGUCCCUCAGACCAGUCAGCCUGAGUCAGGUCAACAUCUUCUACGUCGAGUCAUCCAGGCAAACAGAGUCGACAACUCCCAAUGACGGCUGGUACACGCAGAUGAUCACGGGGGAGGUGCCUUCACCCCGCGUGGACUUUUGCCUUGUGGUGGUCUCUGCCCCUGAUAACUCCAGCUUCAACAUUUACUUGUAUGGGGGCUGGGACCCUACGCAGACCAAGUACUUUGACGACAUCUGGGUUCUAAGCAUCCCGUCCUUUACCUGGACCAAGGUCUACGAAGGUACACUUCCACGCUUCGCUCAUACCUGCCACCUCGUCGGGAACCGCCAGAUGAUCACGGUCGGAGGCAUCAACAGCACCAACCUGACAGGAUCUGGCUGCGACUGGGAAUGGAUGGGUGUAGCCAUUCUAGACCUUAGUACCAUGGAGUGGGGCAGCAUCUUCGACAGCAACAAAACCCCAUAUCAGGUAUACGAAGGCAUCUCUGCAGUCAUAGGGGGCGGACCGGAUGGCGGCGCCACGAAGUUGUUGCCGGACGGGGGAUGGACGAGUACGCUCGUCGCCAACCUGUUCACAGGGACGACGAACAACACCGCUCCUUAUUCCCCUAAGUCUGGGGCCGAUGGAGUUACAGAUAAUUAUUUCCACAUACCUAGCAAGACUAACGUCGGAGCCAUUGUCGGAGGAGUAGUGGGCGGUGUCGCUCUCGUGGCUAUCGCUGGCGGGCAAUGCUGGUGGUUCAGCAGGCGCCGUCGCAUAGCCGCUUCGGCAGCGGCACCGACGUACCACCCCGAGCCCCCGGGCGAAGACAAGCACCAGAGUCCACUGGGGCAUCAACAGUCGCCUCACACCCAUUAUGAGGUCACUGGGAUCCCAGUGAACGAGCUAGCGGGAAACCGGGAGGCUUCGGAGCUGGAUGGUGGUCACCCGGGUUGGUAUGUUGAAGCACCGGAGCAGGGGGGCAGGACUGGACCGUGGCAUGCGAGGUGA
Molecule: messenger RNA, 1824 nt
Organism: Anthostomella pinea
Lineage: Eukaryota; Fungi; Ascomycota; Sordariomycetes; Xylariales; Xylariaceae
Source: the annotation of a GenBank genome assembly